CUUCUCACGCGCACAUUUUCACUCACUCUCCGCAGGAGGAGGAGGAACUUAGUGCGCUCGUGCUCCUGCCGAAAAAGAAAUAAAGCUUUUUUUCACAUGUUUUUAAAUUAUUAUUAUGUCUGAGGAUUAAAGAGCUUCACAGCGACAUUUACCCGCUUCUCUGUUUCCUUUCAUCGGCAGCAACAUGAAGAAACGCGGAAUUCUGCGUUUAAAGUGAGGAAUCGCUUUGACGUCUCUCUCUCUCUCUUCACCACUUCAUCACGUUUGGAAGCUAAACAGCGAUGGCCAAGUGGCUCAAGGACUACCUGAGCUUUGGCAGGAAGGUUCCCCCGCAGCCCCCCACGCCAGACUACACAGAGAGCGAGAUCCUCAAAGCGUACCGGCUCCAGAGGGACCUCGAUUUCGAGGACCCCUACGAGGAUGUGGAAACUAGACCCAGAGGGGAGUCGGGGACCUUCGACCCCGCCACGCCGCUUUACGGCUCUCCCRUGAAGUCGACCAACGUGGACGCGAAGUCCCCUAAACACAGGCUGAUCAAAGUGGACUCCCAGGAGCUGGGACGCACAAAGAUCCUCCUCAGUGCCAUCUCGUUGGACGAUCAGAAAGAGCCCGUGGUGCCGUCAGCUCCGCUGGCAGGCGACACGGAUUACUCGGACCCAUUUGACGCUCGACUAGAACACCGAGCAGAUCCAGACCUUGGGCCUGUUCCCUGUGAGAAUAACGGCUACAUGGAGCCAUACGAAGCCCAAAGGGUCAUAACAGAGCUGCAGCGUGCUCCAGGAGGAGGUCGGUUGCGCGGAGGGGUGCAGCUCUACGACACUCCUUACGAGGACGAGCGAGGACAGCGCCUGGGCCUGGGCUACGGGUAUGGAGAACUCCACGAGGAAGGCAAGGAGAGCAGCAGGUUGCCACAAGAUGAUGAGAGACCAGCCGACGAGUACGACCAACCCUGGGAAUGGAAGAAGGACCACAUCUCCAAGGCAUUUGCAGAAAUGAGGGAGUUGUCGAAGUUGCCCUGGCCUGCCCCGGUGGGUCAGCUGGAGGAGCAGCCCCCCGUCAGAGAGCAAGUGCAGUUUGACGGYGCAGAUUGGGAUCGCUCGUCAUCACCCACGGAGCGGUUGCGUCCUCCUGGGCCCAGGUCCAGCCCACUAGCAGGAGGGGGAUUAAAGUUUCGARUGCCGUUGGAAAGCCCCACGAUGAUGGGGGAGAGAGUGGACCCUACUCUGCCACUGGAGAAACAGGUCAGCUGGUACCAUGGUUCACUGUCCCGUUCGGAGGCGGAGUCGCUGCUAACGCUGUGUAAAGAGUGCAGCUACCUGGUGAGGAACAGUCAGACCAACCGCCCUGACUACACCCUGUCCCUACGGAGCUGUCAGGGUUUUAUGCACAUGAAGUUCUCCCAGUGUAAAGACGGGAAGUACGUGCUGGGACAGAACAGCCCUCUGUUUGACACCAUUCCAGAGGCCAUCCACUUCUACACCACGCACAAGCUCCCRGUCCGAGGCGCCGAGCACCUGUCUCUGCUGUUCCCUGUGCAGGUCCAGACACUUUGACCGACCCGGACUCUGCUCCGGCUGAACCUCGAGGAUAUUUAUUGCGAUCAGACGCAGAGAACUUGAAUGUUAGACGGGAGAACCUCAGCAGUGCGUCGUUGAAUAAAAGCACACAGGAAGCUCUUGCCCUCCGACAUCAUCUGUUGAAUUCAUACCCCGAAAAGAAAAAUAAAUCAUGGGGUGUCAGUUCACAUGAAAUGCAAUACCUGACUGUCAGGCACCUUUGCUGUAACUCCUCCCUCUCAUUUUUGUGUUUAACCRAGCAGGCUGACUUCAGCACAGCUCCUGUGUUUCUGUCACAGUUGAUGGAAACGCACCAGAAGCUCCUGGAGAAAAGUCUGGGUUUUGUGUGAAUGUAUCGAGAGUCCAGGUCACUGAAGAUGAGAGGAGGGCUGAUUUUAACUUAUUGCUGUACCAGUACUCGUAAGAAAAUCUUGCUGUUGUUGGGUGAAAACCUUGAAAUCCAUGAUGUGCAGAUGCUUUUUGUGCUUUUAACUGAAUCAGUAAAUCGCAGUAAAUAAGAUGAAAAGCCCUGCUGUUGGGAAACCAUUUUCUGUGCUGCAAAGAAACUAUUUUGAAAGAAGUCCAGUUGGUUUGUUUUUUAUUACCACCUUCAUAAGAAUCUACACCAGCAUAUUUCAAAAGGUUUUUUUUUUACCUCCUUGUGUUUUUCUAUUAAAAUCACAUCUUUUCAUUUMAUUUGGUCCUUUCUGUAUUUUUGCUGAAGGUUGUUUACACACUGUGACUGGUGAAGCUCUUUGUGUGGUGUGGGCGGAGUUUGGGGAAAUCAUGACUGGUCGUGCUGACUUGCGGGGGAAGUUAAAAAUAUGAUUGAUUAUACUGUAUAUGCUUACAGGAAGUAUUGACCGUUGCAACACUGUUGGUGUAUAUUACUAAAAUUAUUGUGAACACAUAAAUAUAAAUUAAUGCCUUCAAAUUUGGUGCAGCUAACACCUUCCUGACUGGAUUUAUGAGUAAUAUUCAAAAUUACCGAUUUUUUUAUCUCUUCUUUCUGGCCAUUUCAAUUGAGUGGAAGCUGCUUGGCAUUCAUCCACCUGAACUGUUAGUCUUCCUCAAACCCCACCCAAAAUAGUCAAUCUGACCAAUCACAAUUUCCCCAAACUACACCCACACCCAAGAAACUUCGACUUGAUGACUGCGGUGAGUGACCCUUCUUUCUGUUAGCUGAUUGUUUGGUGAUUGAGGGGACUGUGUUGUAUCAGUACUCUUGAUUUAUCCCUUGUUGUCUUCAGGUUCAGACAGGUUUUAAAGCAGAGCUACAUACAUACCAAGCAAAAAAAAAAUUGAAUGUUGGCUUUGUUUUUAGUCAUUUUCUCACUUCCUACAGAUUUUUGGCGUGUCGACUCAUCACAGGCUGCAUAGCGAGUUAAAACCAACGCUCGCCGUCUGGGAUGGAUUUAAAUGUCAGCUGCGUGGCUGCAUUGUUUCUAGAUUCCAACAAAUUUUAGGGGAAAAAACACGUUUGGAGCACCACAAAAAUAAAUUAUAAAUAAAAUAAAAUUUGUCAAAGUCAUUGUUUCUUGAUCCAGAAGUCUAAACCAAUAAAACAGUGGCGUUGCACAGA
Austrofundulus limnaeus is the source of this 3138-nucleotide messenger RNA. RefSeq names its product Src homology 2 domain containing transforming protein D, b (gene shdb). Bases 282 to 1553 code for a protein of 423 amino acids. The record is from RefSeq and is a predicted model, not a curated record. NCBI's taxonomy places the organism in Eukaryota, Metazoa, Chordata, Actinopteri, Cyprinodontiformes, Rivulidae. The transcript is spliced from 8 exons. Gene Ontology annotation, molecular function: phosphotyrosine residue binding.